This is a messenger RNA of Tinamus guttatus (white-throated tinamou), 1824 nucleotides long. The record is from RefSeq and is a predicted model, not a curated record. Lineage: Eukaryota; Metazoa; Chordata; Aves; Tinamiformes; Tinamidae.
AUGGAGCACAAAUGGCUCUGGGCAACGGAUGUUUCCGCGUGCCGGGAGUCUGGCCUCACUUUUCUCAUGGAUUCCUGCGGCUUUUCCAUCCGCUCCCGCCUUCAAGGAGCCAACAUGAGCCGGCCCUUCCAGCCCAUGGGGCUCCACGGCGGUGGCACUGGGUGGCCCCAUCCUGGGGACCGGCCACGAGCGUUGAACACCGCGGAUGAGGACGACAAGUCGAAAGCGGCCGGCUCCGACGCGGAGCGGAGGGGGCUCAAGCGGCAGCGCGACGAGAAGGACGAGCACGGCCGCGCGUACUACGAAUUCCGGGAGGAAGCCUACAACAGCCGGUCCAAGUCUCCCCCUCCACCGGAAGAGGAACCGAGAGAAGACGAUGACGAAACAGUCGUCAUCCUGGACACCUAUACUUCUGACCUCCACUUCAAAGCCAGCAAGGAUCGCUACGGAGGACAGCCGCUCUUCUUUGAGAAAUUCCCGAAUCUUUGGUCCGGAGCGAGGAGCACCCACGGCGUCACCAAGGGGAAAAUCUGCUUCGAGGCCAAGGUGACGCAGUAUCUCCCUGUGAAGGAGGGCAGCACCGAGGUCCCGCUUUUCCGCGUCGGCUGGUCCGUGGAUUUCUCCCGCUCGCAGCUGGGGGAGGACGAGUUUUCCUACGGCUACGACGGCCGAGGGCUCAAGGUGGAAAACGGCCACUUCGAGGGAUUCGGGGAGCCCUUCGGGGAGAGCGACGUGAUCGGAUGCUUUGCGAACUUCGAGCCCGCCGAGGAAGUGGAGCUGUCGUUUUCCAAGAACGGCGCCGACGUGGGGGUGGCGUUCCGCGUUCCCAAGGAGGCCCUGGCGUGCCGGGCGCUCCUGCCCCACGUCCUGUGCAAAAACUGCGUCGUGGAGCUCAACUUCGGCCAGAUGGAGCAGCCGCUGUUCCCGGUGCCGGAGGAAUUCGUGUUCAUCCACGCCGUUCCCGCGGAAGACCGCGUGCGCACGCCGCUUCCGCCCAAAACCACGGAGGAGUGCGAGGUGCUGCUGAUGGUCGGGCUGCCGGGAUCCGGGAAGACCCAGUGGGCGCGGAAGCACGCUGAGGACAACCGGGAGAAGCGCUACAACAUUUUGGGAACGGAGACUGUUCUCCAUCAAAUGAGGACGACAGGCCCCGACGUGGAGGAACUGGAUGCCAAGAGCAGAGACCUGUUAAUCCAGCAAGCUGCUCAGUGCCUUAGCAAGCUGGUUCAGAUCGCUCCCAGAGCCAAAAGAAACUUCAUCCUGGACCAGUGCAACGUGUACAACUCCGGGCAGCGCCGGAAGCUGCUUGCCUUCAAGGGCUUCUCCCGCAAGGUGGUCGUCAUCGUUCCCAACGAGGAAGACUGGAAAAAGAGGCUGGAAUUGCGGAAAGAAGCCGAAGGGGAGGACGUCCCGGAGUCGGUGAUGCUGGAAAUGAGAGCGAAUUAUUCCCUGCCGGAAAAGAACGAUUAUUUGGAUGAAGUCAUUUACGGGGAGCUCAGCAAGGAGGAGGCCCAGCCCCUGGUCACCAAAUACAAGGAGGAGGCCAGAAAACUGCUUCCCCCUUCAGAGAAACGGGCGAACCGUCGCAAUAACCGCAACAAGCGGAACCGCCAGAACCGCAACCGCGGCCAGGGCUACGUUGGGGGGCAGCGCCGAGGUUACGACAACCGGGUCUACGGGCAGCAGCAGUACUGGGGCCAGCCUGGAAACCGCGGGGGCUACCGCAACUUCUACGACCGCUACCGAGGGGACUACGACCGCUUCUACGGGCGCGACUACGAGUACAACAGAUACCGGGACUACUACCGGCAGUACAACCGUGAG